AAACGAUUUUGAGUAAAUUCAACUAGUAGAUUAUCGGUAGAUCCAGAUCAAUUUCAAAGAGUGAACUUAAUUUGCAUCUGCGAGGUCGGUACACAGAAACGAAACACUAGGGUUUCAACAAACAUAUCAUCAAAAGCAGAACCCGAGACGAUACACGGGUAAAGGUACACACACGGAUUAACUGGGCAGAAAAAGAAACAAUCCGAGAUUCACCAUGCUUUCGGGAACGUUGAAAGACCGAUUGGCACAAUACAAGACCCUGAAGGAGGAGGAGGAGAGGAAGGCUGCAUCAGCUGCCGGGACAUCUCCACCAGAUCCACCAAACACAAAUGCGGCACCGGGUAAGUACAAUUUCGAAAUCAUUCUGAAAAAAGAACUUUUUAGACGUGAAUAUUUACUAGGAUUAUUUUGGACGAGUGCUCAAUUUCCAACAACGUUGCAAACAAUUCUCGCCCCCGAUUUCUAGACGAAUCGUGGGUUCCAAAAGGGCAGGACACAGAUAUCGAAAUUGUCGAAGAAUAUGUGGAAGAAAUCAUCGAAGACAGUGAAAGCUAUGAAGACGUCUCAGUGCAAGAAGCUGAUGGAGAUAAGUCUCAAAACAAAGCAGAUCGUGACCAGGAUGUUUUCCUAGCCCUCGACGAAGCGGAAAGAGCGGAAGAAUCGAAGAUGCCGAAGCAAACGCAAGGAAAGAACGAGUCAAGCAGCGGCAAGCAAACAUGUAUCAUUCUCCUCCUUCUUUUUGUUACGUGCGGUGCUAUUGUUGCGAUUCUUCUUCCUUUUUUCAUCGAGUACCCCCAGCUUCUACAGUCAACAACAAAUGGAGCCCCGCAGCCUCCUGGUACACCUUUACAGACUGUAGUUCCAACAGUUUCGCCCACAAUGACACCAACAACACUAAGGUGGGGACAGUUUAUGAAGACUUUUCUCAUUCCAAUUUCUGGCGAGGAAGUUUUUCAGAAUGAAGCGUCACCUCAGUACCGCGCGGCGAAAUUCGUUUUGGACGAUCCAUACACAGACGAACUUACAACGAGUGAGCAGCUAGAAGAGAGAUACGCAAGUGCUGUGUUCUACUUUUCCACAAACGGUGGAGAUUGGGACUCAUGUUCGUUGAAUGAUAACGAGUGCAAAAGCGGUCGAUGGCUAGUAGGUGAUGUUUGUGGCUGGUAUGCUGUGACGUGCAACGGCUACGGCAUGGUGACGUCGUUUGAUUUUGGUACGUAUAUUUUUCCAUUUACGACUUAAAUCGAAGUGGCGGUUUUUCUCAUUUUUUUCAAAUUUCACGGAUCACCUUAACUUUCUAUUGUAUUGUAUACGUGAUCAUCUUAUCUUUUCCCUUAGCUGAUGCUGAUGGAAAUGGGCUCGUAGGCUCUCUCCCAGCGGAAAUGUACCUGUUUUCCGAACUGACUGAUCUCAUCAUUGUCAACAACACAAUUACAGGCACUCUCCCUGAGGCUUUUGGUAUGAAUGCGACAUCGAUGCGAUCGCUACUACUUCCCGACAAUGAACUCAAAGGCAGUAUACCUGAAAAUUAUCUUAGCAAUAGCCCUCUCGAGUUCGUCCACCUUGGCGGCAAUUCAUUCUCUGGACCGGUUCCAAAAAACAUUGGGGAUGCAUCGUAUCUUCAACAAUUGGAUCUUAGUAGCAACGCAAUAACAGGGUUCCUGCCAGAAAAUUACAGCAGGUACACAGCGCUUGAGGCGCUAUCUUUUGCCCACAACGAACUCAAGGGUACGAUUCCAGAGGAUAUAUAUGGUAUGGCCAACCUCAAGUUUUUGCAUUUGAAUGGAAACGAGUUGGACGGAACUAUCUCUACCUCAGUGGGUGAUCUUUCGUCCUUGAAAGAGCUUCGUGUGGGCCAAUCAAAUCUCUCUGGAAAUAUCCCGGACGAGCUUUAUUUUCUCACCAACCUAGUUGAAUUGGAUAUUAGUGGUGCUCAAUUCGAUGGUAGACUCUCACUUGGGCUUUUGAACCUAGGCAAUCUCGAAAAACUCAUCGUCAAUAAUAAUAAUCUUGUUGGAACCGUACCAAAUAGUUUUGGACGAAUCAAGACUUUGACGGACGUGUCUCUACAAGGGAAUAAUCUUUCUGGAAGUGUACCAGAAAGUGUUUGUUGGUUACGUGAAGAAAACCUUGAGGUGUUGACAGCUGACUGCGAAGAGCUGAUAUGCAAUUGUUGUUCUGCAUGUUUUUAAGGUACUAGUUUGGUUUCGUGCCAAUAUGAUGUGAAGAAAGAAGAUAGAGUUUCGAAAGACUUUUUUCUAUCACGUUGAGGCCUCGAUACUCUUAGUCAGAAGAGUGCAGUACAGUCAGAAAUUUGUUUCAGAUGUCCCAAAUAAAGUAAUAAUAAUAUU
This is a messenger RNA of Pseudo-nitzschia multistriata, 2351 nucleotides long. Lineage: Eukaryota; Bacillariophyta; Bacillariophyceae; Bacillariales; Bacillariaceae. The record is from the annotation of a GenBank genome assembly.